AUGGAUGGGGUCAGUGCAGCUGCAGCAAUCCUGCAGCUGGCCCAGAUGGCUGGGCAAACCGCACUCGAGGUCUACAAUUUCUGCUCUGCCAUCCGAGAUGCUCCUCGAGAAAUCACAGCCAUCAGUAAUGAUGUCAAUGCGUUAAAACCGCUGAUUCUCAAUUUAGAGGGGGCUUUAGGCAGCGAGGCAGUGCGGAAUGUUGUAGAGGAGGACCCUGAGGUUAGCAACGCACUGUGGACGCUCGCGGCCCCCAUAAAAAACUGUCAGUCUGCUCUCAGACUCGUCAAGGAUAAGACAAGUCCAUAUCUUAAGAAGGUUGGCUCAGCACAGAGCCCAGAUUCAGUGGGAAAAAGUGAUGAUCCUCAAAUUCAACGGCCGCGAUUUAGCCGCACGUAUGUUCUAUGGCAUUUCAAACGAAAGGAAAUUUUUGGCUUGCUGGCUGAACUCGAGAGAGCAAAGUCGACCUUUAGUGAUGCUAUGGGUAGUAUAACACUCCUCCUCACAUUGAAACUGCACCCCCAAGCAAACGGCACGAGGGUGCUUCAAGAAGGCUACGAAUUCAACGCUGAUCUUGGUUCUGUGCUGAAUGAUUACGCUGUCUCGGUUGUCGGCUUGAGGCUGGAUGACAACCAGUCGCAAACCUCUGAAACCACGACGACAGCGACAGCAACCCCUGCACGCUCUGACCAUGACGCAGCCCAGGAGUUAAAAACCGUUGUGUCAAGCGGCUCUACCUUUCUUCUCAAAGCCGCUCUCCAGUAUAUCCAGGUAGAUUCAAGGGACCAAAAAGGCCGCACGGCACUCUCAUACGCGGCCGAGUGGGGCAAAUACGAUGUUGCAAAGGUGCUGCUUGACGAGGGAGCUAGCGUAUCAGCAAAGGGCUGGAGCCUGAGUGGCCGUAGUGAUGGCCAUGAUCCUUUCUUUUAUAGCGGAGCAACUCCUCUCUGGUGGGCCGCAAAUAGAAGGCGUACAGAUGUUGCCGAUCUGCUGUUACGACACGGUGCAAAUCCAAAUUCGAGGACAACAUCUGGGCGUACGGCGUUCCAAGAGUCAUGCUGGUGGGGCGAUGUGGACACGGCCAGGUUAUUACUGUCCAAGAAGGCAGAUAUCAAUGCACAAAACUGUCAUGGCUGGGCACCAAUACACGAAGCCGUUACUAAUGAGCAAAUGGGAACUCUGGAGCUCCUCGUGAGCCACGGGGCUCUCCUUGAUAUCGCCACCAUGCAACCGGAGUCAAAAACAGCUCUUCACUUUGCGGUGGAGAGACAGAGGAUCGACAUGGUAGAGCUACUUCUGAAAAGUGGCGCGAAUCCACAGUCCCUGAUGAUUGAGGAUGUCACACCACUACAUUUGGCCGCUGCCGGAGGGUGGAUCUUGGGAAUUGAGAUGCUGGCCAAAUCCUGGGGCGUCCCGCUGGAUCCUAGAGAUACUCUGCUUCUUGAAACACCUCUUCAUAAGGCGGCUAGAAACCGCCAUGUCGAGGCCAUAGAUAGACUAUCCGCAUUAGGCGCCAAUAGAAAGGCGAGAAAUGUGGAUGGACAAACAUGUGAGGAACUCCUCGCAUGCUCUCUGGCUAAUCCAGGCCAGUGGGACGUCCCUACCCAUUUGGCAACUUGGAUGGAAUCCGGUUAUGGGUAG
This is a messenger RNA of Aspergillus nomiae NRRL 13137, 1638 nucleotides long. Its product is annotated as ankyrin repeat domain-containing protein. Gene Ontology annotation, molecular function: protein binding. Bases 1 to 1638 code for a protein of 545 amino acids. Gene Ontology annotation, cellular component: nucleus; cytoplasm. The record is from RefSeq and is a predicted model, not a curated record. The transcript has 3 exons. Lineage: Eukaryota; Fungi; Ascomycota; Eurotiomycetes; Eurotiales; Aspergillaceae.